AUGGCGGCUGAGGGCGAGUACGAGUCGAUCCUGUGUGUUAAACCCGAUGUCAACGUUUAUCGCAUCCCGCCGCGAGCUUCAAACCGCGCAUACAGGGCUGCUGACUGGAAGCUGGACACUCCAGACUGGUCCGGUCGAAUGAGGAUCACAGCCAAGGGUAAAGUGGCAUUCAUCAAACUGGAGGACAAAGUCUCAGGUGAGCUGUUUGCACAGGCACCAGUUAAAGAGUAUCCUGGUGUUGCCGUGGAAACCGUCAGCGACUCCAGCCGAUACUUUGUCCUGCGGAUACAGGAUGACAAUGGUCGCAGUGCUUUCAUUGGAGUUGGCUUCGGGGACCGAGGAGACGCCUUUGACUUUAAUGUGGCUUUGCAGGACCAUUUCAAAUGGGUGAAACAGGAGAAUGAAAUCAGUAAAAGCGCCCAGCUCGGGGAUUCAGGACCUAAACUGGAUUUGGGAUUUAAAGAGGGACAGACCAUCACACUUAACAUAGGGCAAGGUAAAAAGAGGGAUAAGCCCCGCCCACAAAGCUCAGGUGGAUUUGGACUCCUCCCACCACCACCUGGAGGCAAGAUAGCCCCUCCCCCUUCCUCAGGCUCAUCCAAUCACAACAUAGUCCCUCAGACAGGAGGCAUGGUAACAGGCUGCCUGCUGGAGCUGGACAGCAGUAACUCUAACACAGUGGUUCAGUCAAACCCUAGUUCAGAUCUUUGGGGAGACUUCUCUGCUCCUGCAAGCUCUGUUCCAGCUCCGUCUCGACCACAGAACGCCGCAAACUGGAUCCAGUUCUGAGUCGCUGGCCGCUCCGUCGGUUGUGAUUUCCAUCUCACCUGCAUCUGUGUCAGUAGCUUCCUGUGCAUCACACUGAGCGUAACUCCCUCACCCUGAUCCCCAAAGCAGAGGCGUGAAACACCACAGAGCUGUAGAAACAACAACUCACGACAGAAAGAGUCAUAGUUCUUUCACAUAAUCCUGACAGGAAAUGAAGCAUUAACGUGUUGAAGCCAUUAUUACUGAUAUGAGCCAUUUCCAAUUAUAUUCAAGGGCUAUGUGUGACCUCCUGAGUAGCAGGUGCUCCUCUGUUAUGUGUCUGCUGCGCCUCCCCGGUAGAUGGCUCUCUGAGCAGAGCUUCAGCUUUGAUCUGGAAUGUUUGUUGUCGCAGCAACGGCUCCCCCUGCAGGCACUGCAAAGCACUACACCUCAAGAAAAGACACCAGUGCUUUCUGCAGCCUACUGUGAAUCAAGUGCAAGGAAUUAAUGUAGGCCAUUUUGACAGUUUACAAUUGGCACUUACAUGUUAUUUUUGUAAAUCAACCUUAUUUCUGUUGAAGUUGAGUUUUUGCUGACUAAUUAAUCAGUAUAAAUUGUAAAAUAAGAACAGUUUAAGACACAUUACACUGUUUUACCUCAGUUGCAAGAUUUUUUUUCCCACUAAGAAAACCAAGAUUUUUAGAUUGAACAGGGGGUUAAAUGUCGUUCCCGUCCUCACACUGUGAAUUAUGGAGUGCCCUUAACCUGGAGGAAACUUGUCAAUCUAAAUCAAAUCUCAAAAUUUCUGUAUUUAAAAUGGCUACCGUUGGUCUAAAGUGUGGUGUGAUUACAUAAAGAUAAUGUAAAAAGGGACUUAAAGAUAAUAUUUCCAAACCUUCCUAUUAGACUUUCUUUAAUGGAUAUGAAAAUUUAUCCACAUAUUUAUCGCCACUGGAAUCAGGUACCAAUUGUACAGUAUUUUAGUGUGUUUCUAGAGUCACUGAGCUCACUUAAAAGUGGGCUGACAUAUGGUAGACAAAAUGUUUUAAAAUGUCUUCAUAGGAAUAUUACAUGAACAUUCCUCCCUGCCAUAUUAAAUCUAUGAAUUUCUGUUUACAAUGUAAAAUCAUAUUUGCGUUUACGACUGGGUGCUUAUUAUCAGCAGGUUUGUUUUGCUGCAGUGAAAUCAGUGGCCAAAUCCACACAUGCAUUCUUUACUUUCAUACUUUAUUAGAGAAUUGAAUAAGAUAAGAAUUAAAUAUAUCUUUCUGCUGAAUUUGACGAUGGGCGUUUGUCUGCAGGCAGUAAAUUAAAACUACUUAAAUACUUUGUGGCCUUCUUCACCCCCAAUCAGCCAAUCAACUUGCCCAUUUCUAUCAAAGCAGGGAUCAGAAAGUCCUAUUUUGCCUUGAAAACCAGUCACAUUCCUUCAAGCCCGUUUGUGAGAUGACUGGAGGGAAGCUCUAAUGUGGGCAGGUCAAAUCAUAGCUUCACUUUCUGCAUUACAUAUUAAUAUCACCCAGAUUUAACGUUGAAUGUUAAGAAAGUUGUGUUGUUGCACCGCCUCCACCUCCCAAACAUUCCUCCACGUACAACCAGUUUUAUGUUGAAGAGGAUUUAUCAUCUCAUUGUAAUGUGAUGUUUACAGGCAGAUUCAGUGGAAGGAGUGCGAUCGCUACAGACGUGCACAUGCAUCCGAUUUACCUGCUUUUUUUUUUCAUGUUUGUGAAAUGAUCAUGAAGCAAAAAUGUUUCUGGAAAGCAAACUGUACUUUGUUUUGUGGAAAUGAGAAAAAAAAGGUUGAUUAGGUAAUGCAGGAAUUAUAUCAGUACAGCUAGAGAGGCAGAAGCUCCCAAACAGAGCCCACAAUCUGAGGAAAAUAUAUGGAACUUAAAGGAAUAGUUCAGCAUUUUGGGAAAUUAGAAAUAUUCUUUGUUUUCUUGCUGACAGUUGGAUGAGAGGAUGAAUACCACUCUCAUGUCAGUGCAUUUAAUAUAAAGCUAGCCGCUGGUUAGCAUAGCUUAGCCUAAAUACCGUAAACAAUUAGCCUGGCUCUGUCUCAAGGAAACAAACUUAAUAUCUCUCUAAUCAACAUGUUUUUGUUUGUUUAGAUUUCCCAAAAAGUUGAUUUGUUCCUGUAAUUAAUUAUAUAAGAGUGAUAUUCUACCUUAACUAAAUUAUGUGAAGUGAAAACAAGCGACUCUUUCCCUGAACCCAUGUGCACUGUAAGAGAUUCGAACACACCGGUCUCAGGACUGAAGGCGGGAAAAACAAAACCUGAUGAUUGUUACUUCAUCUGAUGAAUGUCUUAAUGGCAGCAAAUGAUAUGUUAAUGUUGACCUGAGGCUUUGGCUGAUUGUGACUUUAGAUGGUGUUUACAGGAAAUCGUUGUGAACGUUUCUUGACUGUGAAUUCAUUUUGUUUGCAUAGAUUUUUUUAAGGUUUGCUGUGAUCAGAUCACAUGAACUGUAUUUAAUUGGCAUUAAGAGAUAUAGGGCUGAUUGAUAUAUGAUAUGUUGAUAUGUGUGUUGUGUUUACAUUGCUCAUGUUUGCUGGCUAAAAAAAUAUAAAAAAAAUGUCUCCCAUUUCUCACUCAUUCCACUCUGGCUGUGAAAUCACUGGACUAACACUUUUGAUUUAUGACCAAUUUAAUGAGAAAG
Messenger RNA from Seriola dumerili (greater amberjack), 3407 nucleotides. RefSeq names its product adaptin ear-binding coat-associated protein 1-like (gene necap1). The record is from RefSeq and is a predicted model, not a curated record. Bases 1 to 789 code for a protein of 262 amino acids. Gene Ontology annotation, cellular component: clathrin vesicle coat; membrane. The transcript has 8 exons. NCBI's taxonomy places the organism in Eukaryota, Metazoa, Chordata, Actinopteri, Carangiformes, Carangidae. Gene Ontology annotation, biological process: endocytosis.